ACCCACCUCCACCAAGAUGAAGACUUUCGCCGCCGCUGUCUGCGCCCUCCUAGUCUGCAGCGCUUACGCUGAAAAGGACGAGAAGGUCGAAGCGCGCGGAGGCCUCUUGGGUGCUGGUCUCGGAGGCUAUGGUGUUGGAGGACCCGGUCUUGUCGGUCCUGGUCUCGGAGGCGUCGGACUUGGACAUGGUGGAGGAUAGUCUGGAUAUGGCAAUGCGGCCGGUGGCCACCAGUCUGGCUUCCGGGGUGGAGCUUCCGGACACAACCAGGGCUCAGGGGCUUUCGCUGGUGGUUCCUCCAACAGGAACGUGAACGCUUACAAUGACAAGAAGGGCUACAGCCACAGCUCAGGCUUCUCAUCGUCUGACAGCAACGCAUUCGGCGCUGGAAACAAGCAGGGAUCAUCUGGCUUCCAAGGUGGUGCUGCCGGACACCAGGGAGGCUUUGGACAGCAGUCAUUCGGACACCAAGCCGGAACUGGCUACGGUGGCGGAUACCUUGGCUAGAUGUGACUGUUAUGCUGAAGAGUGUAUGCUCUACGUGGAGAAAAACGCCAAUUGCCGAUAUUUCACAACGGGGACCUCAAAGGUGAAAAUAAACAGUGACGUUGGUAAAGUUGAGAAGAAACUUGUGUCUUUCUCUAUUCACAUGUCUCCAGCAAAACUGCAUAAUUUGCCUAUCGCGCAAUCAACAACGUGGGAUGAAACAGUCGAUGAAGCUUAUGAUUAUGGUUCUGAAUAAUAAAGGAAUUUCAUAGCCGCCCAGUCAGCCACCAUGCUGC
Molecule: messenger RNA, 780 nt
Organism: Rhipicephalus microplus (southern cattle tick)
Lineage: Eukaryota; Metazoa; Arthropoda; Arachnida; Ixodida; Ixodidae
Source: RefSeq, a predicted model, not a curated record